GAGCGCGCGCGGCCGGCUGGUCGCACUGGCGCUUGUCAGCUGGAGUUGGCUUGACUCGGCGUCAGGGCUGAGAGCAUUUGGGGAAAACGGGAAGAAACUCGGGUUUGUUUGUUUUUUUUUUAAAUCUGCCAUGAGAGCUGAACAGACUGAAAAUGGAGAAAAUUCAACGAACUCGCAGAGCGAAAUGCUGAUCAACCAGCUGAGGGAGAUCACUGGCAUCCAGGACCCACAGAUUCUCUACAGAGCCUUGAAUGCCAGUCAGGGUGACAUUGGACAUGCUGUUGGACUGCUAACAACACAGCCUGCAGAGGUUCAGGAUCCUGAAGAACCACAGGAGUCGGGGACCUCUGGAGAGGCCUGGGAGGGCCAAAAGGGGAUUCGUAAAGAUGAACUGCAGACCGCCAUAGAGCUCAGCCUGCAGGAGUCCCACAAUGCCCAAGAGGAGGAGAGAGAAUUCCAUAGGGCUCUGGAGGCCAGUGCAGAGGAGAAUGCAGCAAGAAUGAAGAGGAAAAGAUGUGAAGCCCAGAGUGAGAUGUGCAGCCCUGCAGACUGGAUCCGUCAGGACGACUGGCCUGUGGGCAUUCGCAAUGUAGGAAACACCUGCUGGUUCAGUGCAGUCAUACAGUCAUUGUUCCACCUGCCUGUGUUCAGGAGGCUGGUUCUCAACUACCAUCUGUCUGAGCGAGUACUGGAGAAGUGUAAGAGCCAUUCAGACAAGAGGAACAUAGCUUUCAUGCAGGAGCUGCGCUGUCUGUUUGCCCUCAUGGUGGGCUCCACCCGCAGGUUUGUAGAUCCCUCUGCUGCAGUGGAGUUACUGCGAGAUGCCUUCAGGACCAGUGAGGCCCAACAGGAUGUCAGUGAGUUUUCCCACAAACUGCUUGACUGGCUAGAGGACGCAUUUCAGCUGGCUGGCAAUGGAAAUAACACAGAGGACAAACAACAAAACCCCAUGGUCCAGCUUUUCUAUGGUACUUUUGUGACAGAAAGAAGACAUGAAGGUAAGACGUUAUGUAACACUGAGCAGUUCGGCCAGUACCCUCUUCAAGUCAACGGCUUCAACAACCUGGAUGAAUGCCUAGAAGGUGCUAUGGUUGAGAAGGAGAUUGAAUCGCUACACUCAGAGCACGGCAUUACAUCUGGCCGUGAGAGAUGGUUGAAAAAGUUACCACCAGUCUUGACAUUUGAACUGUCCAGAUUUGAAUUCAACACCCAGCUCGGUCGUCCCGAGAAGAUACACAAGAAACUCGAGUUCCCACAAAUCAUUUAUAUGGACAGAUAUCUUCACAAAAACAUAGAACAGACCCAUGAGAGGAGAGGAGAAGUGAAAAAACUCAAGGAGCAACUUGCAGUCCUUCAACAGAAAUUUGAGUGCUACAAAAACUAUGGCUCAGGACCUACCAAGUAUCCUCUGGCAGACAUGCUGCAGUUUGUGUUGGAGUUUGCUACCACCAAGCCUACAAGUGUUUCCCCAGCUGAAGACCUGAGACUCGCUGCAUCUUCGCCGACUCCCGCAAGCCACCCCUUCAGUGAACCCAUCUCCACAGACAACAGUGAACCUGGAGACACAGAUUCAUCUGAGGGCCUGGUUUCCAGUGUUUCAAGUUGCCAGCGGACCCCGAUUUACAAGCCCUUCACCCAGUGCAGACACCCUAUCGACUGUCCACCACACCCAGCCCCACACAGCAUCACUGAAGAAGAGCUUCACUUUGUUAAGACCUGCCUACAGCGCUGGAGGACCGAAGUAGAGAAUGAUAUAAAUGAGCUAAAGGCCAGCAUUGACAGGCUCACUCAGACGCUUGAGGGCAUGUACUCAGACAACAGUCUCUGCCAGGUACCCUACAGACUCCAUGCGGUGCUCGUCCAUGAAGGCCAGGCAUCGGCGGGUCAUUACUGGGCGUACAUCUACGACCACGCCAAGAAGCGCUGGAUGAAGUACAAUGAUAUCAGCAUCACCGAAUCAUCAUGGGAGGAGCUGGAGCGAGACUCAUUCGGGGGCAUGACCAACGCCAGUGCCUACUGCCUGAUGUACAUUGAUGACAGGCUACCCCACCUUAUUACAGAAGACACAGAUGAUGAGACAGGUCAGGUGCUGCAUGGCAUGGACUCCCUGCCACCCAUCCUCAGGCGCUACGUCCAUGAAGAUAACCGCUGGUUCCAGCAGGAGCUCAGUGAAUGGGAGGAGCAGUUCUGCCAGACGGCAGCCCCACAGGGUGAGGCCACAGCUUCAACAGAGCCCCCGAAUCCCGGUCCAGACAAUGUGCAGCAAACACCUGUCGAGCCAGCACCCCAGUCAGGACCGUCCACUGAAGAGCUGGACCAGGGAGCUGUUUCAGAGCCACAACCAGAUCCAGAGGCAGAGAAGGAUCCGGAGCCCGAUCCCAGAGAGAAGCCUGAAGAAGAAUCCGAGUUAACGCCUUCACCACCACAGAGCCCUUGCUGCCAGCCAGAUGACAGCAGCAUAUCAGCAGUAACCGACGCCCUGGGCCCAAGCCAGGGCUCCACUUCAGCUGAGAAGGAGCUGCAGAGUCAGUCUCCUGACUCUGAAGCAGAGCUUAGUAACCAGGCACCAUCCGACCUCCAUGUGGAUAAGGACGACACAGAGGUGGCGGGCCUCAGCCCUGAAACUGAAGGCGAUCCGGAGGCCUCCAGAGAAGCUCCUGAACAUGAGGCAGAGCGGGAAGACGAGGAGCAGCAGCAGGAGGCCCCGGCUAGACAGCGACAGGCUGAGAACGAGGUCUCAGAAGUGGAGAUCCCGAACGUGGGCAGGAUCAUGGUGAGGGCCGAUGCAGAUGGAUACAAUGAAGAGAUGAUGCUGACUCCAGCUAUGCAGGGCGUCAUUCUAGCCAUAGCCAAGGCCCGACAAACUUUUGACAAGGAAGGCCCUGAGGCUGGCCUCAUCAAGGCCUUCCAUGAGGAAUAUUCCCGCUUGUUUGAGCUCUCCCAGGAGGAGGCUACACCCCAAGAGGAUGCUCGUCUGCAGCACGCUCUGGUGUACUUCUUCCAGAACAAGGCACCCAAACGUGUUAUUGAGAGGACACUGCUGGAGCAGUUUACGGACCGGAACCUGAGCUUCGAUGAGAGGGCCAUCAGUAUCAUGAGGGAAGCCCGAGCCAAGCUGCGCCUCAUCAAGCCAGAAGACAUGGACAUGCAAGAAUACAUGCAGUGGCAUGAUGACUACAGGCUGUUCAGGACAGUGUUUGUCUACCUGCUGUCUGGUCUGGAGCACUACCAACAUGGAAAGAUGCGGGAGGCACUGAACUACCUGGCUCACGCGUACGAGACCAACGCCACCCUGCUGAGGAAUGGCGAGAAACGUGGCGUGGACAAGUCUCUUAUUGCAGUCUACAGGAGGAAAUGCCUCACUGCGUUGAAUGAAAGCGCGUCGCGGCUGUUUUGCAGCGGUGAGGAGAGCAAGGUGGUGGAGGGCUUGGCCAUCAUGGACGAGGCCGUAAUCCCCUGCCUGCACCUGAUGAGCCGGGACUCGGCUUUAUCCCAGGAAGACCGGGAUGCCAUGGAGAGCAUCCGCAGCCACUGGUGCUGCUGCCUGGGCCAGGACAUGGAUGACUCAUUGCAGACGAAGCUGGGUGAGUUGCUUCCCAGGGUUCUGGACGGUUCAACUGACGCAGUAGUGCUCAAAGACCCACCCAAAGUCCCCGUCAACCAGGCCCUCGACCUGUGCAGUCGCCUGGCCGCUGUCAUGGAGUCCAUUCAAACCACCUCGAUAGUCAUCGUUAAGUAAAGUCCCGAAUGAAACCCCCAACAACCUCCUUCAAAUGUGCGUCCUAAUUGCAAGCAACUUGGAUGGUGGAUCGUUCUUUACUGACGGACUGUGGGGUUGAGACAUCAUGUAGUUUUCAGCAGGCCCAACUGUGUAUUUCACUGUAUUCGCUGGUUUGGCAUCGCACAUGAACAUCAUUUCGAUGUGCUAACAUAGCGAGAUGUAAGCACUCAUUAGGGGUAGAUAGGGGAUGGGGCAGGGCUGUCACCACACGCUUACAGGCUCGUUACAGCAGCAUUACCACACCCAGAAAUUUUAACCCGAAGAGCUUUUUCAGAAGUUCUCGACAGGCUUCAAAACUCUCAACAUGAUUAAAUGACAUCCUCAGAGUUCUUCUCAGCAGCUUUCACGUAUGCCCCCUUCUUGCCCACCGCCAGCAAGCCCCAUCUGUUAAAAAACAACAACAAAAAAAAUACCAACAGUAUUUAAAAGUCAUAAUGGCCUUAAAAACGCCGCAGGUUAUGCAAAAGAGGCCAAUAAGGUAGCAGCGCACUGUAAUUUCUUUCUCCUACGACCUGCAGAACUGGCAAACAUAAUACAGGUAUUUAUUGACCUGAUAUCGGUUAACAUCUACAUGUCAUAGACAUCAGAUUCUCUUUGACUUUAAAUGCACACUUGUGGUACCCUCUCUUGAGAGUGCAUUACUUACUCACAUACAUACAGAGCUGGUGCCACGUAGUGGCUACGAUCUUUUCCUUCAAACUGUAGAGAGAACGGUAAAGAUUUAUGUAGCCAUAACCAGCUUCUCUCCUGUGUUGCUCUCAUCACCCAAACAAUUAUUAAUGAAACCAACCUGGUGAAACCAUGAAAUAAUAAUACAUCAGCAGAACAAUGAAGCAUUAGAUUCUCUGAAAAGUUCAUAUAUGGUUACAUGUUUUACUGACUGGCAAACUUGUUAACUUUAAAAAACUGGCUACAUCAGACUGUCACUCAACUCUGCAGGGAGUGACUAGAUUGCUGAUCUGUUGAUUGUGUUGCUAAGCAGUGUGAACGCACGAUUAAGCCUUCAUACAGGGCUAAAAAAAAAACCAAACCACUAGAUUUGUACUGCACAGUAACAAAUAAUGUUUUGUAGCUUUUUUUAAAAUAUAUGUUUUAUAUUACUUUGUAUUUUUCCAAAACAGACUAGGAAAUUUUACAUGUAGAUGAUGAUAUCUACAGCACAAUUAGGCAUAAAAAUAAUAAUGGCAAGGUUUUCUGUCCCUUUUUUUUUUUUUUUCUUCUUUCCUAAAAGGCUGCUGCACAGUCAGAUCUCAGCACAUCUGUGGACUGGAUCUGAUAGUGAGUGGCAACUCUUCUCUGAGUGACAGUGCCCUGUUGGACAGCACCUUGCAUUUACAAAAUGUGCCUUUACUGCCUUGUUGAAGGGGUUCUCUGUAAACCACAGAAGCCCUUUGAAAGGAAAGACCAGCAACAUGGAGCUCCUGUAACGGCCAUUUCUGGCUGAUUGAUUCACACUGCCUUUUCACUUGUAGUCUGUGAUGAUACUCAAUAAAUGUUUAAAUACUCUCUG
Molecule: messenger RNA, 5291 nt
Organism: Xiphias gladius (swordfish)
Lineage: Eukaryota; Metazoa; Chordata; Actinopteri; Istiophoriformes; Xiphiidae
Gene: usp28
Product: ubiquitin specific peptidase 28
Exons: 26
Coding region: 131-3739 (1202 amino acids)
Biological process (GO): DNA damage checkpoint signaling; regulation of protein stability; protein deubiquitination
Cellular component (GO): nucleus; cytosol
Molecular function (GO): protein binding; cysteine-type deubiquitinase activity; cysteine-type endopeptidase activity
Source: RefSeq, a predicted model, not a curated record